Pistacia vera is the source of this 651-nucleotide messenger RNA. RefSeq names its product putative pentatricopeptide repeat-containing protein At1g12700, mitochondrial. The record is from RefSeq and is a predicted model, not a curated record. Bases 1 to 651 code for a protein of 216 amino acids. Gene Ontology annotation, molecular function: protein binding. Lineage: Eukaryota; Viridiplantae; Streptophyta; Magnoliopsida; Sapindales; Anacardiaceae. The transcript is spliced from 2 exons.
AUGGAUCAAGGUGUGCGGCCUUCUGUGGUGACAAUUAGUGUGCUCAUAGAUGAACGUUGCAAGAAAGGGAAAUUGCACGAAGCAAAUAGGUUCUUGGAGCUUAUGAUUCAGAGAGGUGUGGUUCCUAACGUUUAUACUUACAACAUUUUAAUGAAUGGAUUGUGUAAAACAGGGAAGAUAAGUCCUGCCAUUAAGUUGCUUGAAGAAUUGGCUAAGGGAAAUGAAGAAUCUGGUGUUAUUUGUAGGCCAAAUUUUGUUACUUAUAGUACUAUAAUUGAUGGUCUUUGGAAGUUUGGAUUAGUUAAGAAGGCGAUAGACUUGAAUUUCGAAAUGAAGAGUUCGGGAACUACUCCAAACGUAGUCACUUAUAGCAUUUUGAUCAAUAUGCUUUGUAAAAAUGGACAACUAGAAAAGCCAAAUGAGUUGUUGUCACAUAUGGAGGAAAAAGGUUGUGCUCCAGAUCAAAAGCCUCAGCCAGCUGCAGAAAGACUCUAUGAUUGUCACCGUACGAAGAAUGCAGUUGACAUGAGAACAUUGCUGUCAAGAGAAAUAUGUUUUGCCGUGAUACAUGCAGUUAUUGUAACGAUGAUCCAUGAAGAUUUGGUUGAUAUGGGAUUUCAAACUGUCACUGGAAUCUAUGAAGCGGCAUGA